CUGUGACCAGCCGGUGCCUUGCUUUCGUUUGCGUUGCGCGUUCCAAGCCUUCAGUUUUGCGAUCCCAUACUUAUUGCGCCAUGCCUUCGUAUCAUUCCUCAUAGUUCUUCAAUUCAAUUGCGCUUUGAUACCCUCGAUACCCACGACCUGGCGUUCAGAAUGGAGAAGCAGAAGCAGAAGCAGCUUCGAGUUGCCAUUGUCGGCUCGGGCAUGGCGGGCCUCGUUACCGCGUAUUUGUUGAAUCAAGACCCUCGCCAGCAGUAUGCCGUUACUUUGUUUGAAGCGGGCAAAGUCCUCUCCCUCGAUUCGGCCUCACUCUCCGUCCAAAGUCCAGAUUCCAAGCGUGUAGACCGAGUUGACCUUCCUAUGCGCGCAUUCGCCGGCGGCUACUACCACAACCUAAGGGCAAUGUAUGACCACCUCGGGGUCUUAUACCACGCCCAGCCGUUCCUAUUCGACUUCUCGAAGGUCAAUACACGGGAUCCAGGGUCAGCGGAGAAGAAAGCUGGAAAUUCAUACUUUAUACACUCAUCCAAUAACCACCGCGUUCCUCCGGUGAAACCAAAUGCAAUCGGGACCACGUCACAUCUGAUAGAGAUCGUUUAUCUGAUGCUGUGGUACACUUGGUUUUCUCUCUGCUGCUUCUUCGUACGACCAUACCCGGCCAAUGAGACGCAGGAAUGCGAAACGAUCGACCAGUACUUGAAGAGGAUCCGGAUGGCGCCCUACUUUGUGUCUCACUACCUUCUGCCGCUGAUGUCGGGUGUCUCGACCUGUCCGCACGAGACUCUUCUAGCAUUUCCUGCCUCCGACGUGCUCGAGUACAAGCGGCUAACUCAUAGAGCGCAACACUACACUGUCUCCAAUGGAGUUUGCUCGGUCCAGAAUAAGCUAGUGAAAGACGUAAACGCACGUCUAGCUGCUGUGGUAGAAGCCAUAGAUGCUGAAGAUGGCGUUAUCCAGGUUACCUGGAGAAGCCUUGAUCAUGAAAACGAUAAAGAGCUAGUUCAGGAGAGGUUUGACAGGGUGAUCCUGGCAGUGUCUCCAGAUAUUGUAGGAAAGAUAUUUCGACCAUUGAGAUAUGAAAUGGAGCCGAUUCCUACCGCAGUGGUGGAGAGCGUCAUACACACCGACGAAACCACCCUCGGUGAGCCAAUCCAGGAGAUCUCUAGAGGGUUUAAGCGGUCUGAUGCUCAAAUAAUACACCUCCGGACGAGCACCGCUGAAUCCCACAUCACCGAAUCUGUACACGUGCAACCCUCAGGAGCAAUUGUCACAACGUGUCCGUUCAGCUCCAUAGAUCCCGAUCGGAUCAUCCAGUCGUCGACUUUCACUCGAGUGCUGCGCAAUCCGAGGAGUAGAAGAAUCGUAAACAAUAUCUUCAGUAAACACUAUUCAGCGCCACAGUCGGAGAAAGAGAGACUAGGCUGGAAGAACGGCGACGGAGGCGUCUGGCUCGCUGGUGGUUGGUGUUGGGAUGGCAUGGUAUUACUAGAAGGAUGCGUCGUCUCUGCGAUGAGGGUAGCAGACGACUUUGGAGUUCCGAUUCCCUGGCGAUGCGGUGCUCUUUAAAUUCAAGUUCAAAUGACUCAAAGGAAGGAGUGCAAGCAUGUACAUCCAUUACAUAGUAUAUACCAUCGGGCAUCCCUUGCUUGAAUUCGCGGAGUAGCGUCGAGGAAUGGACCAUACAAAUCGAGUUCUCGACGGUGAAACUAUCCCUAAAGCGGCUACAUUCCCUAAGUGCAUUGAGAGCUGAAGGGCCCACCGAUGGAUGCGCUAUCGGUUGCGCGGGACGGCUCUGAUAGGCGAGGCGACGAAGUAGACCAGAUAGAACGAGGGAAAAGUCGCGAAUGGUAGCUUUGAAAACGAUCUUGCGAUUGCAAGCCAUGUCGCCU
This is a messenger RNA of Mytilinidion resinicola, 1895 nucleotides long. Its product is annotated as FAD/NAD(P)-binding domain-containing protein. Gene Ontology annotation, molecular function: oxidoreductase activity. The record is from RefSeq and is a predicted model, not a curated record. NCBI's taxonomy places the organism in Eukaryota, Fungi, Ascomycota, Dothideomycetes, Mytilinidiales, Mytilinidiaceae. The transcript has 2 exons. Bases 160 to 1572 code for a protein of 470 amino acids.